AUGGCUGCGAUGCGCCAAAUCCGAUCUACCCCUGCAGGGGCAAAUGCCAGCUACACCUGCUUACGUCGUCAAGCUUACGAGGAACUCCUAGGAGGUGACAGACGUUCGGCAGAACGCAUUCUGAAGCAGUGGAUCCGAGCAAGGGGUGAUGCAGCGGCAUCCUGCCUCUACCCUGAUGUGCUGGAAAGCCUCGAAGGCCUAUUAGCUUCUGGGGCCAUCAUUGGGGCGAUCACCAACGGUGCUAGCAACCCGCAGCAGAUCGCAAAGUUGGCUCCCUUCUUUUCUUUUUGUGCUUCCGGUGAAGAGGACGCCAUCUUCCCUCACCGGAAACCGUCUCCGGUCAUUUUCGAAGCGGCUGUUGCGAGAGCACGAGAUUUGGGCUGGAGUGGCAGCCUUCAGUCAUGGUGGCAUGUGGGCGACGAUCCAGCGACGGAUGUCAGCGCUGCUGCUCGCGUCGGCCUCCGGACCGUGCUGGUAAGUCGGCCUGGAAAAGCGGAGAAUCGCUUUUCGGUGACUUCCGCUGCAGAGCUUGCUGCGCGUGCUGCUGGAGCGGAUCGCAAGGCCGACCUGACAGUCUCCAGUUUGCAGGGGCUUGCAGAGAAGAUCGGCAAAGCAUCGAAAAAAGUCGGCCUCCACUUUGGGGCUUAG
Symbiodinium necroappetens is the source of this 648-nucleotide messenger RNA. Lineage: Eukaryota; Dinophyceae; Suessiales; Symbiodiniaceae. The record is from the annotation of a GenBank genome assembly.